Molecule: messenger RNA, 483 nt
Organism: Lactuca saligna
Lineage: Eukaryota; Viridiplantae; Streptophyta; Magnoliopsida; Asterales; Asteraceae
Source: the annotation of a GenBank genome assembly
AUGCCGAAGAACAAGGGAAAGGGAGGAAAGAAUCGCAAGAGGGGUAAGAACGAAGCCGAUGAUGAGAAGCGAGAGUUGGUGUUUAAGGAAGAUGGUCAAGAGUACGCCCAGGUACUCCGUAUGCUCGGAAACGGCCGUUGCGAGGCCAUGUGCAUCGACGGCACCAAGCGUCUCUGUCACAUCCGUGGUAAGAUGCACAAAAAGGUCUGGAUCGCCGCCGGUGACAUCAUCUUAGUCGGUCUACGUGAUUACCAGGACGACAAAGCUGACGUAUCGCUGGUGGACUUGAUGAGGAGGAUGAUAACGCCGGUGAUGAUUACAUUGAAUUUGAAGACGAAGACAUCGACAAAAUAUAGGCGUCUGGAACGAAAUCUUUGGUUUGGAUUGGGCUAUCACAACAGAUAUUGUGCGAGUUUGAAGAAAAAGGGUUCAACCGAACAAUCUACUACAAUGGAUUCGUCUUCUUGGAUGUGUGUUCUUUAG